CGAUUUAGAGUCUGUGCUGCUUAUGGCCGCUGCCGUCGCUAUGGAGACAGAUGAUGCUGGAAAUCGACUCCGGUUUCAGCUGGAGUUGGAAUUUGUGCAGUGUUUAGCCAACCCAAAUUACCUUAAUUUUCUUGCCCAAAGAGGUUACUUCAAAGACAAGGCUUUUGUUAAUUAUCUUAAAUACUUGCUUUACUGGAAAGAACCAGAAUAUGCCAAGUAUCUAAAGUAUCCUCAGUGUUUACACAUGUUAGAACUGCUCCAGUAUGAACACUUCCGCAAGGAGCUGGUGAAUGCUCAGUGUGCGAAAUUUAUUGAUGAGCAGCAAAUUCUGCACUGGCAGCAUUACUCCCGGAAGCGGAUGCGUCUGCAGCAGGCCCUGGCAGAGCAGCAGCAGCAAAGUAACACAUCAGGAAAAUGAGAAGUGGAUACAGAGCAGGCUCUAAAGACAUGUAUAGAGUGUUCGUGUUUUGUACAGUGAAGACAAAAAAGACUUCUUAACUACCUUUGUGGUAGCACCUAGAUGCUUUAGUGUGCUAUUUAAUCCAAGUAGCUUUUUACUGUUAAUAGAUUAUUUCUGUUAAACC
This is a messenger RNA of Chrysochloris asiatica (Cape golden mole), 584 nucleotides long. It is a transcript of the gene MED31, whose product is annotated as mediator complex subunit 31. The record is from RefSeq and is a predicted model, not a curated record. Gene Ontology annotation, molecular function: transcription coregulator activity. NCBI's taxonomy places the organism in Eukaryota, Metazoa, Chordata, Mammalia, Afrosoricida, Chrysochloridae. Bases 23 to 418 code for a protein of 131 amino acids. The transcript has 4 exons. Gene Ontology annotation, biological process: regulation of transcription by RNA polymerase II. Gene Ontology annotation, cellular component: mediator complex; core mediator complex.